AUAGUAUUGAACAUAUACCCAAACGGACCUGCAAUUUAAAUAAAUAAAUAGCCGCAAGGUGCUAGGUUUUGGGAAUCGCUGGGAGACAGCAAUACGAGCGCAGAAAGAGGGCCUCAAUCUAGGCGCUUUAUCUCUCUUCGUUUUCACUUCUAUCGCUAGGGUUUUUUUGUUCCUCUCCUCAUUCCUUCUUCAGCCAUGAGCGACGCCAAAGACGCCCUCGAUAUGUCCGAUCUCCGUGCUGCUUUGAAUUCAGAUGAUAGAGCUGAUCUUGUCAGUGCUCUCAAAAAUAAGCUUCAGGAUCUUACUGGGAAACACUCGGUUGUGCUUGAGAACUUGUCUCCAAUUGUAAGAAAGCGUGUUGAUGUCCUCAGAGAGGUUCAGGCUCAACAUGAUGAGCUGGAAGCAAAAUUCAAUGAAGAGAGGGCAGCACUGGAAGCUAAGUACCAGAAACUUUAUCAACCACUAUAUUCAAAGAGAUAUGAAAUUGUAAAUGGAGUUGUUGAUGUAGAAGGGAAUGAAUCAGAAACUCCUGCAGAUGGAGGAAAUGGAGUCCCUGAUUUCUGGCUUACUGCUAUGAAGAAUAAUGAAGUGUUGUGUGAAGAGAUCACAGAACGUGAUGAAGGCGCUCUUAAAUAUUUAAGAGACAUCAAGUGGUCCAGAGUUGACGAACCUAAGGGAUUUAAGCUUGAAUUUUGCUUUGACACCAACCCAUUUUUUAAGAAUUCUGUUUUGACGAAAGUGUAUCACAUGAUCGACGAAGAUGAACCAAUUCUAGAGAAAGCGAUUGGGACUGAGAUAGAAUGGUAUCCUGGAAAGUCCUUGACACAGAAAAUACUGAAGAAGAAGCCCAAGAAGGGAUCUAAGAAUGCUAAACCUAUCACUAAAACUGAAAAGUGUGACAGUUUCUUCAACUUCUUUAGUCCGCCUCAAGUUCCAGAGGAUGAAGAUGACAUUGACGAAGAUGCUGCCGAGGAGCUCCAAAAUUUGAUGGAGCAGGACUAUGAAAUUGGGUCAACAAUUCGAGACAAAAUCAUUCCACACGCUGUGUCUUGGUUCACAGGUGAGGCUGUUCAGGAAGAGUUUGAAAUAGAUGAUGAAGAUGAUGAGGAAGAUGAAGACGAUGAGGAAGAUGAAGAUGAUGAGGAAGAUGAUGAAGACGAUGAUGAAGAGGAGGAUGAAGAUGCUAAGCCCAAGAAGAAGUCUCCUGCUACACACAAGAAAACCGGACGGGCACCUGCAGUGGAUGGCCAGCAGGGUGAGCGGCCUCCUGAGUGCAAGCAGCAGUAAAGAAGUGUCUCAAGGCUGGUUCUCCUGAUUGGUCUGAAGGGAAUGGGAUGGAGAAUUGGCUUAGUUGGUGUGGUGGUGCUUUUGUUGGCUUGAAGGGACAAAAUUUUGAUCUGUUUGCAAAUCUUGCGUGAUAUAUUAUUUAUUACUCGUAUGUUUGUAUUGUUUUUGCAAGUUACGUUACUAUUAUUUUGUUGGGAUUCAGAAAAUAGUUUGGUCGUCUCUUGUCAUCUCGUGAAGUAAAUUGUCUUGUUGGAGUCGAUCUAAUUGGAACAUUUGUAUUGUAGCUUCAUACUCUUAAUCCCUUUACUCCCCCAUUAUUUCAUCCAAGUGGAAUUUCGCUUCUUUUCUGAAUUUUAAGGUAUUAUUUUGUAAAAUCAAGUAAUCAACGUUGCUCCGAACUUGAUUUAUUCCCAUUUUGCAUGUGUUGCCCGAACAAAAUUAAUGAGUUAUUACCUACUCAUUAUAAGUUGCAGCAGUCUGGUUCUUGAUCGGUUUUCGAUUGCUUUGCUCUGGUAUGGAAAUUAUUACAUAUUGGAAGUGAAUAUAUUAUAAAAGGUGACAGGUUCUUGCUAGGCUAUAAGUAGAAUAUAGUAGAAGAGUCCGGUUUUGGACAAGUUAUAGUGUUAUACCGUGGGAUAGGGAUGGACUGGUUCCAGGCCGGGCCCGGUUCGGGCCUUGAACCGGCCGGGCCUUGGUUCAAGGUAGGGGAGGCCCGGAACCGGCCCGGGUUUGGUUUGGGCCGGGCCCGGUUCGGGUUUUUUUUUUUUUUGGGUUUUCCUAAUCAACCCCCUACCCUCCCUCUCAACCCCAAACCACCUCAAAUGGCCCAAAAUACCCAAUCCAACCCAAAAACUUAAAAAAAAUUCAAAAAAUAAAAUAAAAAAUUUAAUACGGCCCGAACUGGGCCCAAACUGGCCGGGCCGGUUCACCAAAAUGAAGGCCUGAGCCCGGAACCGGUAGCCAACGGGCCGGGUCGACCCGAACUGCCCAUGGGCCGGGCUGGGCCGGACCGGUUCAAACAGUGACCGGGCCGGUUCCGGUUCGGGCCGCCCGGCCGGAGUCCAC
Messenger RNA from Cuscuta epithymum, 2352 nucleotides. Lineage: Eukaryota; Viridiplantae; Streptophyta; Magnoliopsida; Solanales; Convolvulaceae. The record is from the annotation of a GenBank genome assembly.